UUAUAUGAGUAGUCAAAACAAACCCACCCUCUCUUUUCUUUUUCCCAUCAUUCAUAAAGUGAAAGCCAACACAUAAAGCUACCAUACAAACAGUCUGAAAUCAUUCUUUCUUGCUCUAAAAGGGAUCAUCACUUGCAGUUGCACACAAACAUAGGAGGUUUUAAUUCUCUCUCUCUCUCUCUCUGUCUGUGAAGUCAUCAGAGUUUCUUUUCUUUUUAUCUUCUCAAAAUCAAUGGAUGCUGAUAAAUGGUCACAGGGUUUUCAGGGUUUUGGCGUGGUGAAGCCAAGGGAAAGCACAAUGGGAGGGCCAGUUCUAGAGAGAAAAACAAGGCCACCGGAGCAGUUGAAUUGCCCGAGAUGCAACUCAACAAACACCAAGUUUUGUUACUACAACAAUUAUAGCCUCACUCAGCCAAGAUACUUCUGCAAGACUUGCCGGAGGUACUGGACCGAGGGAGGAUCUUUAAGGAAUGUGCCGGUCGGCGGCGGUUCGAGGAAGAACAAAAGAUCCACGAUGAUAUCGACACCGUCUUCAGCUUCAGCCAAAGUCUCGGAUCUAAGCUCGACGAGCUUCCCUCACUUCUUGUCGUCUCAAAACCCUAAGGCACCACCAGUCCACAAAGGCCAGGACCUUAACCUGGUUUUCUCUGCUAACCAAGAGACUCAUCAUGGUUUGGGUUUGUCUCAUUAUAACGACCAGCAAAACUACUUCUGGCCUUCGGCCAUGGAUCUCCUUAGGGCUGGGAUGGUGUCAUCAAAGGGGUUGAAUUCUUUCGUUCCGGCACCGACCCAAGACUCGACUGCGCUUUACUCGACUGGGUUUUCCAUGCAAGACUAUAAACCGACACUCAGUUUUCCGAUCGAUGGAGCUGAAAAUAGGGCUGGUGUGGUCCAUGGAGGUCAAGAGAAUAAUGUUGGAAGGGUUUUCUUCCCUUUUGGAGAAAUAAAACCGAUUUCGAGUCCUACUGGAGUUGAUGAUCGAAACAAGGAACAAAACAAUUCAGCUGGAUAUUGGAAUAAUAAUGGAGUGUUAGGUGGAGGAUCAUGGUAAAAGAAACGGCGACGACGAAGAAGGAUCAAGGAACUGCUUCUUCCUUUAUUCUUUUAUUCACAUGGUUGAUUUGAUUACUAGUAGUUAAAAGUUGUUUAGAACUAACAGAUCAUCAUCAUAGGAUGCAUAUAUAACGAUGGGGUUUCUUCAUUUGCUUUU
Molecule: messenger RNA, 1210 nt
Organism: Hibiscus syriacus
Lineage: Eukaryota; Viridiplantae; Streptophyta; Magnoliopsida; Malvales; Malvaceae
Product: dof zinc finger protein DOF3.7-like
Exons: 2
Coding region: 233-1051 (272 amino acids)
Biological process (GO): regulation of DNA-templated transcription
Molecular function (GO): DNA binding; DNA-binding transcription factor activity
Source: RefSeq, a predicted model, not a curated record